AUGGGUAAGUCUACAAAGUUGGCGAAGAUUCACCAGAGGAGGAAGGUUAAUACAGCUUGUGUCCAGCAGACUAGGUGGGUAGGUUUGAGGGCGAGGGAUGCAGACGGGUAUAAGUUGUGGUACGCUGGAGUUAUGAAUGGUAAGAAUGGAGUGGGUAUUUUGCUGGGCAGCGAUCUUCGAGAGUCUGUGCUAGAGGUGGGCUUGGAUGAGGAGGUUAAAAGGCGCUUCUUGGAAGGGUGGGAUGAGAUUGUGCGUAGUAUCCCGCCCGCCAAGAGGUUAUUUAUAGGAGGGGAUUUUAAUGGUCAUAUUGGGUCGACUGCUGAUAGCCAUGGCGAGGUGCACGGCGGCUUCACCUUUGGGGUUAGGAACGGAGGAGGCACUUCGCUGUUGGAUUUUGCUAAGGCAUUUGAGCUGGUGAUUGCAAACUCUAGUUUUCCAAAGAGGGAGAAGCAUUUGGUUACUUUCCAAAGUACGGUGGCGAGGACUCAGAUUGAUUACAUCCUCCUCAAGAGGUGUGAUAGAGGAUUUUGUAAGGAGUGCAAGGUUAUCCCGUGGGAGAUCCUCGCGAUGCAGCAUAGUCUCUUGGUGAUAGACGCCGGUAUCAUGCUAAAGAGGAAGAAGAGGUCGGCACGAGGACGACCAACGAUCAGGUGGGGAGCCUUGACUAAGGAUAAAUCUCAAUAG
Nicotiana attenuata is the source of this 684-nucleotide messenger RNA. RefSeq lists its product as uncharacterized. The transcript is spliced from 2 exons. Gene Ontology annotation, biological process: chromatin remodeling. Bases 1 to 684 code for a protein of 227 amino acids. Gene Ontology annotation, cellular component: nucleus. NCBI's taxonomy places the organism in Eukaryota, Viridiplantae, Streptophyta, Magnoliopsida, Solanales, Solanaceae. The record is from RefSeq and is a predicted model, not a curated record.